AUGGCUUCUCUAGAAUGGCUCCUUGAUCUAUGCGCCAUCGCAAAAACCUGUGGUAGCGGCAUCACCACUGACAACACGCCUCUGGAGCAUCAACUUCCCCCGAGCAAAGACCCGUGGUAUUCCGCGCCUGAGGACUGGGAGUCCAGACGGCCUGGCGAUGUUCUCCGCAUUCGUUCCGCAUCGAACCUCAUCUCCAUCGUCGAUGAUUCAGCAGCGGUAUAUCAUAUCCUCUAUCGGUCAACAGACUCGCGGGGACAGGCAUCAUGGGCUGUCACUACGCUUUUCAUUCCAACUUCAUGUUAUCGUUCCUCGUCAGGCAAAGCGGCGAUACUGUCGUACCAGUUCGCCUACAACACAUGCAACGUCGACUCCAGUCCAUCAUUGGCUUUAUCCGGUGCAAUGGCGAAGAGCGAACCGAAUCUCGGUAUUAAAUCGAGUACAUCUCUAGUCACUGAGAUGCUCUCUUUCGGGUGGAUUGUCAACACUCCGGAUCACCUAGGGCCAACUGCUGCGUUUGGUGCAAGUGUUCAAGCAGGCUAUUCAACCCUUGACGCUUUGCGCGCUGUUCAUAAACUUGUCAGUCUGAGGGAGAAUCCAGGCUUCAACACUGCGAUAUGGGGAUACAGCGGUGGCUCGAUUGCAACAUUCGCCGCGGCUGAGUUACAACCAUCCUAUGCACCAAAUCUGAACAUCUCAGCAGCUGUUGCCGGCGGUCUUGUGGAUGACAUCUCUGCCGCCCUCGACAAGAUCAACCAGAGUCCGAUCGCCGGUACUCUCAUAGCCUUCCUGCUGGGAAUCACCUCACAGUAUCCCGAGGAACGAGCUUACCUGGAGAGUCGGCUUAUCCCAGAGACGAAAGACGAGUUCAUGUCAGUAGUGAACAUCGAAGUUACUCAAACAGUCGGCAAGUACUCGGGAAAAGAUAUCUAUGCUUUCUUCAAAAAUGGCGGCGCAGACCUAAGAGCUCCAAUUUUACAAGAACUCUAUGAUAAGCAAGCAAAACUAGCAUACAGAGACGUGCCUAUGAUGCCGAUGUUUCUGUACAAGGCUAUACAGGAUCAGUUUUGUACUAUCGAUCUCACUGAUGCUACGGUUGCUAGACUCUGUGACAACGGAGCGGAGAUUACGUUUGAGAGGAAUACAGUGGGAAGUCAUGUAUCUGAGAUUGAGAAUGGAAAACCAAGGGCGUUUGAGUUCUUGCAGAGUAUCUUUGAUGAGUCGUACAAGUCUCCGGCUUUGAAGCGGAAUGUUUUGGAUGUAACGGUGGAUGUUUCUUCACAGAGCAAGUGA
Molecule: messenger RNA, 1290 nt
Organism: Fusarium redolens
Lineage: Eukaryota; Fungi; Ascomycota; Sordariomycetes; Hypocreales; Nectriaceae
Product: secretory lipase-domain-containing protein
Exons: 1
Coding region: 1-1290 (429 amino acids)
Biological process (GO): lipid catabolic process
Molecular function (GO): triacylglycerol lipase activity
Source: RefSeq, a predicted model, not a curated record